AUUUACCUAACCGGCAUCAGUCUUCUCUCACACUCUGCAGUGCCACAAUGGUGACAGGCAAGUGUUUUCUCGUUUUGGCUCUGGCCUCAGUCGCGUUGGCGAAAGUUGUAGAUAUGGGAACUUGUGAACAACAAGUUGCUGCGCUCGAGGAGCAGAUGAUCGAGAACCAAAAACUCAGGAUUGAACUUUUAGACAAAAUAGAAAAACUUUACGAUGAAUUGGAAAUGAACGAGGAUGGAGAGGAUAAAGUGAUAAGAAAGAAGAGAAGUUACUACCUUGCCGGACCACCAGGACCCGUAGGACAUCCAGGUGAACCAGGUCUCCCUGGUCAAGACGGACUUCCAGGACCACCAGGUGUCCAAGGCGAAGGUGGAGAUAAAGGUGAUGUUGGACCAAGAGGACCCGUCGGACCACAAGGUCUUCAAGGUGAACAAGGACCCGUCGGACCAGCUGGACCACAAGGUGAACGCGGAGAGUUUGGAGCUCCUGGAUUCCCAGGCGAGAAAGGAGAUCAAGGACCCCAAGGACCCCCAGGCGUACCAGGGCUUGAUGGACCUCAAGGACCAAAGGGAGACCAGGGAAUGUUUGGCCCUCCAGGCCUUCCAGGACUUAAGGGAGAUCAAGGCGAGCCAGGAGCACAGGGACCAUCAGGUGAACAGGGACUUCCAGGAGAGCCAGGAGAACAAGGUGCACCCGGAGUUCCAGGUCAACGCGGACCUCAAGGUCACCCUGGUGCACAAGGCCCAUAUGGAGCACCAGGACUUCCAGGAGCUAAGGGAGAUCGUGGAUUCGCUGGCCGCCCAGGAAGCCCAGGACCACAAGGUUAUCCAUACGUUGCUGCUGCUGUUGCUGCACCAAUGCAGGCAAAAAGUAUAAAAGGUUCCGAGUUCGUUCAUCGUCAGAAGCGUCACGUGAUGUUUCAGCCUGGUCCUGGAAUGAAGAUGAAUGCCCCACCCCUCCUUGCCGGCAAGAUUAUACCCACGAACGAGGUACCAGCAGGACCACCAGGACCUAAAGGUCCACCAGGUCAACCCGGACAACCCGGCCGUGAAGGACCACGUGGUAUGCGAGGUGACAAGGGUCAAAAGGGUUCUGAAGGAACGCGCGGUCCACCAGGUCCUUAUGGCUUUCCAGGAAUAGAUGGUCCCCCAGGAAACCAUGGUCCAAAUGGCCUCAAAGGAGAAAUGGGUUUUACAGGAUUCCCGGGUAUCCGAGGAGACUGGGGAGAUGAAGGUCUGCAAGGUCCUGAUGGACAAGAUGGAGUUGUCGGACCAAAAGGCUAUUUUGGACAUCCAGGGUUUAUGGGCGCAUUUGGAUACUCAGGUCAAAAGGGUUAUAAAGGUUUUACCGGAAUAACAGGACAAAAAGGUAUACAAGGUAUUGAAGGAGCAUAUGGAAUACGAGGAAAACCAGGAUCACCAGGGCCAAAGGGAUACGAAGGGCCAGUUGGACAGAGGGGUGGUGAUGGAAUUUCAGGUUCAAAGGGUACACGAGGUGACCAAGGCCCUCCUGGACAAAAUGGUCUUCGUGGAACCUCCGGCGUUGCAUACCCUGCAUAUUACGCACAUGCUUUGGGUGGAUACCCAAUGAAUGCUGCCGCGCCAAGAUAUGCUUACCAUCCGGCUGGAAGCGUUUCAAAAACCGGACCACCAGUACUCAUGAGCGCACCAAGUAAAUACGGUGCGGUCUACCAAGCAGCUCCAAUACAAUCAAAAUAUGCUGCACGUGCAAUGGCAAUUCAACAAGGAUAUCAAAAGCAAGGAUAAAAAAUACAUCUCAGACAAUAUAAAAAAAAAUCAGUACAUGGCACAACUUACUAAUAUUUAUUUAACAUCUUGUAAAAAUUAUAGAGUAAACUUUCUACAUUGAGAGCGCAUCAUCGCUUGAACAGUUGAAUAUUAUUUUACCUUCAAUUUUUUUCAAAACAAAAGAAAACGUUUCGAACAAUACUUCUAUCAGAAUAUUUGUUACAUCAUAUUCUGCUAUUUAUAACACCAUUUUAUGCAAAAGACGAACAUUUCAUCUAAGAAUUUGUUUAGUCCUUUUUUGUUAUUUUAUUGCAUGUUAAAAAAGAUACCUGCAAAAAUAGACUAAAGUUAACAUUUUGUUUUAAGCAAUUUUCUCUGAUACAAAGUAAAGCAACAUCAUGCCUCAUUACUUGAAACAUCAUUUUACAUGUAAAAAAGAAAAGAAUAAGUAAAUAAAAAAAAAGAAAAACAAAAAACGUUUUCUGUGUUGCUUUUUGAUGUAAUAAUGUUUUAUACAACAAUGUAUUUGUUAAAGAUUAAAGGGAAUUAUCAUUA
Messenger RNA from Ruditapes philippinarum (Manila clam), 2303 nucleotides. Its product is annotated as collagen alpha-2(V) chain-like. The record is from RefSeq and is a predicted model, not a curated record. The coding region runs from base 48 to 1766 and encodes 572 amino acids. The transcript is spliced from 5 exons. NCBI's taxonomy places the organism in Eukaryota, Metazoa, Mollusca, Bivalvia, Venerida, Veneridae.